Messenger RNA from Larimichthys crocea (large yellow croaker), 915 nucleotides. RefSeq names its product somatostatin receptor type 5. Gene Ontology annotation, biological process: positive regulation of Rho protein signal transduction; phospholipase C-activating G protein-coupled receptor signaling pathway. The transcript has a single exon. Gene Ontology annotation, molecular function: G protein-coupled receptor activity. Gene Ontology annotation, cellular component: plasma membrane. The coding region runs from base 1 to 915 and encodes 304 amino acids. The record is from RefSeq and is a predicted model, not a curated record. NCBI's taxonomy places the organism in Eukaryota, Metazoa, Chordata, Actinopteri, Sciaenidae.
AUGGACGAGUGUCACGUUGACACUGGGAAGAUGAGCUGGUUUGGAGUGAAGCUCUUCAUCCUGCUGAUGGCCUUUCCAGCUAACGUGGGGUUAAUGUGGAUCCUGCUGGACAGGAAGCGGGUCAUGACACCGCCUGAGGUGUUGGGUUUCAACGUGUCCGUCAUGGACAUCCUGUACUGUCUCUGUCUGCCUCUUGACCUCCACACGACUCUCCAUGAGACCUCUGAGACCGUCCACAGAGUCCGUGAAGCCCUGUUCGCUCUGAACGUCUUCAGCUGCCCACUGCUGUUGACCUUCAUGUGUUUGGAGCGGUACAUGGCGGCUGCUCGGCCCGUCGCCUACAUCAAACUGGGGCGAUGGGUGUACCAUAUGGUUCUGUGCUCUUGUGCCUGGGUUCUGACCUUCGCCAUGGGCCUGAUAGGAUACUUCCUUGGGGUGUUCACCAUGGCACUGUACCUGUCCAUCACCAUCUCUGCGCUGUUCCUGGUCAUGCUGCUGUGUCUGCUAGGGAUCGUCUGGGUGUUGAGUGAGAGUAGACCGGGCCAAGGUUCUGGGUUGAAUGUGCCGCUAAAGAGAAGAGCUCUGAAGAAUAUCGUGGCUGUGGUGGUCCCGUCGGCCAUGGCGUACUCUCCGGUGGUGGCUCUGAUUCCGUAUGUGGUUGUGAUCACCUCGGACCCAUCACAGGCCAUCAGUCCUGCACAGUGCUCCGUCCUGAACUUUCUGCUUGUGUUUCCAAACUUCGGACUGUUCAUUGGCCCGAUAUUCUACCUGACCCGGUUCAGACAGCUCAUCAGCUCGACAGCUGCUGGACCAAACACAAGCGAACCCCAAACUCCAGAACCCAUGUGGAGUAGAUCCAACUGUGACUCCUCUGGACCUCCAGACAGUCGCAGAUGGUUUGAUCGUGUUCUGUAA